Emericellopsis cladophorae is the source of this 843-nucleotide messenger RNA. RefSeq names its product Aquaporin-1. The record is from RefSeq and is a predicted model, not a curated record. The coding region runs from base 1 to 843 and encodes 280 amino acids. The transcript is spliced from 2 exons. Gene Ontology annotation, biological process: transmembrane transport. NCBI's taxonomy places the organism in Eukaryota, Fungi, Ascomycota, Sordariomycetes, Hypocreales, Bionectriaceae. Gene Ontology annotation, cellular component: plasma membrane. Gene Ontology annotation, molecular function: water channel activity.
AUGAAGAGCUUCAAUCUCCCCCCGGAGGCCCCAUUUGGCGGGAUGCCAUCAUGGACUCGCCAUAUUAUCGUCACGACCUUUGGCGAGUUCUGUGGAACCUUUUUGUUUCUCUUCCUCUCCUUCUGUGGAGCACAGACAGCGUUGGACACAAAUGAUCCUUUGGAUCCUGAAGCACCACUCCUCCCAUACAGUCUCAUGUACAUUUCUGCCUCCUUCGGCGUAUCCCUAGCCCUCACAGUAUGGGUGUUCUUCCGGGCCACGGGAGGAAUGUUCAAUCCCGCUCCAAUAGCCGGUCUUGCCAUCAUUGCCACACAGCUCGUGGCAGCAAUCGCGGCAUCCGCCGUGGUCUCAGCCAUCCUUCCGGGUCCCUUUUCUGUGGGAAACAAGCUGGACAUCGGAACGAGCAUCGCUCAGGGUCUUUUCCUCGAGAUGUUCAUCACUACACCGCUUGUGCUGGCGGUGCUCUUCCUUGCCGUCGAGAAGCAUCAUGGCACCUAUCUCGCACCUGUGGCAAUCGGUCUGGCAGCUUUCAUCGCGCACAUUGUAGGGACUCGCUACACAGGGACCUCAAUCAACCCAGCGCGCUCCUUUGGCCCAGCUGUCAUCACCAGCUUCCCAAGCUACCACUGGAUCUUCUGGCUGGGCCCUAUACUCGGGUCAACUCUCGCCUUUGCGGUGUAUGAGAUACUCAAAUGGUGCCGCUAUGAGUACGCCAACCCAGGACAAGACGCUAUUGAUCUCGAGGAGGCUGCGAGGGCACUUGAAGCUGCCAAGCUUGCUCACCAGACCUCGGGAACUGCGAGCCAUGCUUCCCGGGCAUCCCCACAAAACGAGCACCAGUGA